Pseudomassariella vexata is the source of this 1026-nucleotide messenger RNA. Its product is annotated as pectinesterase. Lineage: Eukaryota; Fungi; Ascomycota; Sordariomycetes; Amphisphaeriales; Pseudomassariaceae. Gene Ontology annotation, biological process: cell wall modification. Gene Ontology annotation, molecular function: pectinesterase activity. The transcript has a single exon. The coding region runs from base 1 to 1026 and encodes 341 amino acids. The record is from RefSeq and is a predicted model, not a curated record.
AUGUGGGCACAAGUGUUGAUGACUUUGGCGUUUGCCAUGCCCAACAUCGUCGCUGCUAGUGGGACCAAUUGUAGUGGAACAUAUGCGCGAACGAUUCCUCCACAAGGUUCUCUAGUUGUCGAUGCCACGGACGAAUAUCCCGAAAGCUUCUCCAGCGUCAGUGCAGCCGUGGCCAACCUGAAUAAUGCCACUACAGACCAACAGACAAUCUUUAUCCUGCCGGGAGUAUAUUCAGAGCAGGUCUACAUCCCCUUCCUAGACGGCCCUCUCAUAAUCCAAGGCUACACCUGCGAUACACGCUCCUACGCCAGCAACUUCGCCACCCUAACCGGCAACCUCUCCCGGCAAACCCCCAACAUAACCAACAACGACGGGACCGCCACCCUGCGCCUGUGGUCCGCAAACGUCAAAGUCUACAACCUAAACAUAGCCAAUACCUUCGGUGAAGCCCUCUCCAACGGUCAGGCCCUAGCCCUUAGCGCGCAGGCAACCAACCAGGGGUUUUAUGGGUGCAACUUCACCGGCUACCAAGACACCAUCUACGCUAACGAGGGGCGACAAAUCUACGCCAAAUCGUACAUUAACGGCGCGAUAGAUUUCAUUUUUGGCCAACGAGCGGCCGCUUGGUUCGAGGGGUGUGAUAUCGAAACUAUAGGCAACGGAUACAUCACGGCUAAUGGAAGGGAGGCGGAGAACAAUACGAGUUUUUAUGUGUUUAACAGCUGCGCAGUAAAUGGGACGAGCGGGGUGAACUCGACGUAUUUGGGAAGGCCGUGGAGGCCGUAUAGUCGAGUUGUGUUUCAGGAGAGCCAUUUGGAGGAUGUGGUCAGCCCUGAGGGUUGGGUUCGGUGGGAUGAUACGCAGAGUUUGGAUAAUGUCUAUUAUCGCGAGUUUGGGAACAUGGGGCCGGGUGCUGCUGGGCCGAGGGCGAACUUUACUGCAUCGUUGGAUGAGCCGGUGAGGCUGGCGGAGGUUUUGGGCGAUGGGUUUGAGAGCGAGUGGUGGGUUCACAUGGAUUAUUUGUGA